Magnusiomyces paraingens is the source of this 1065-nucleotide messenger RNA. RefSeq lists its product as uncharacterized. Bases 1 to 1065 code for a protein of 354 amino acids. NCBI's taxonomy places the organism in Eukaryota, Fungi, Ascomycota, Dipodascomycetes, Dipodascales, Dipodascaceae. The transcript has a single exon. The record is from RefSeq and is a predicted model, not a curated record.
AUGGUCGAUGAUCUGAUACCGAUCAAUUCAAAUACUUUAAAAGACCCUGCGGUUGUGCUCCGGCGAUGGGUCGGACAGCGCGUUCACCCAAUCUACAUAGCCAAAACCGUCGAAACUCUUGCUUCUGCAACAAAUUCAUCCACCGAUUGGGAACGCGUUCAAGACCAUUUCAUUGCAGCCCUAAGAUCGGAAAAUCCUCCAACUACCUACUGCGCCAAUGCUGCCAGAGCUGUUCUUCAAAUGCUGGAACGUAAAAAUAUCCCCAUGACCGAUACCUUUAUCGAAUACUAUGCCGAAAUCGUCGCCAUGCCUUCCUCCAUCGGUGCUACCCAGGCCCUGUUAGGAACCUCUUCUACAUCUACAGCCAUUAUCUCCUACCCAGCAAACCGAUCUGGAUCUGCUUUCGCUCUUAUCGAAGAGUCUCCAGAUGUCAUUUCCGCAGAGGGUUGCACAGGAUUUCGCACCUGGGAAGCCGCACUUGCUUUAUCUCACCACAUUCUCGAGUCGACAUCUGAAAAAUACAGCACAAUUAUCGAGCUCGGCGCUGGAACCGGGCUUGUGGGUCUCAUUGCCUCCACACACUAUGCACCUCAAAUAGUUAUGCUGACUGAUGGCGACGAAAACGUGGUCAAUGUACUUAACGAAACGCUGACCCGCAAUGCUCAAACUUUGUUGGUCCCUCGAGGAGUUAGUACUGCGGAUGCAGCUUGUGUUUUCUGGGGAAACUCAAGUCAUCUCGACCUCCUCUUUAAUAAGACCAAAAUGGCUCAAUCUGGUCGUACUUUGAUCCUUGCAGCAGAUGUCACAUACGACCCUUCGGCGGCUUCAGCUCUCGUUGACACUCUCGCGAAAAUGAUUAACAAUUACGGUAAAAACACUACUGACGUUUUGCUCUCGGCAACAAUCAGAUCAAAGGAAACCUUCGACACUUUUGCAGCAGAGUGUAACUCCCAUAAGCUUAGAAUGACAGAAAUCCGCAGGUUUGAUCCUCCAGCUGAGUCACAAUAUUACUUCAUACCACCAUCUUCCCCACCAAUCUGCAUUUACAGUCUCAGAUACAUGUAA